Molecule: messenger RNA, 3994 nt
Organism: Andrographis paniculata
Lineage: Eukaryota; Viridiplantae; Streptophyta; Magnoliopsida; Lamiales; Acanthaceae
Product: protein NLP4-like
Exons: 5
Coding region: 1069-3711 (880 amino acids)
Molecular function (GO): DNA-binding transcription factor activity; protein binding
Source: RefSeq, a predicted model, not a curated record
GCCACAAAAUCCCAGAAAGCUGUCAGAAAUCGCCAUUAAUUUAAUCGCUCUUCUUGCUGUUGCUGUUCGUGUUUUUUUGUUUGUUUUUUCAAUUAAUUGCGCAAAUUCCAAUGGGAGUUGAUGUGGGCGCACUCGCAUCGUUCUGGCGAGGGGGGAAAUUACAAGGAGAGAUUUACGAAUUAAAUAUAGUUUUGUUUUGAAUCUGCAAGUGGAUUCUUCUUCAGAUCCCGUCAACUCCGAUCGUGGCCGUCCAUGGCGGAGGAUGAAUCUCAGCCGCAUCGUGGAUUACAGCGCCACACGCACCAGGAGGGUGGGUGUAGGGUAGGGAUUGAAGAAAGUGGAUGGAUUGCUGCUACGACGUCAGCGUAUUAAAACUAUAAACAAUUCGGGGGAAGGUCGAGCCAUGGAGGAAAGCAUCUAAGUAUGGUAUGACGAAACCCUAGCCCCACCCCAAACUCCUACCCACCCACCAACAACAUAUACUAUUAUUUGAAUGAAUCUCGAAUUGGGGAUUUAGGGUUUUGUAAUUAGGGUUUCAAUAAUUGGGGAUUUUUAAUUCCACUUGUUCCUUUUUUCCCCUGAUUUCCUGAUUUCCUUUUGCAUUUGUGCAUUUGAUCGACGAGAAUAUCGAUUUGAUUUUUGCUGAUUGGGUUGACCGCCAUUGAUCGAGGAUCCCAAAGAGGGGCUAGGGUUUGGUGGCGUCACUGAUGGGGCCUACUUGGGAAGAAGAAUCUUCCCCCUUCUUCCAUAUCAACAAGUCCUUGUGUCGAUCGAAUCAACUUGUGAGGGUUUUCUUGUGACAGAUAAUUACAGCUAACACAGAAAAGGAGAGAGAGAGAGAAAGAGGAGAGAGAGAGGGGUAAAGAAAAGAACAGAACUCCCUUGUGCCCAUAUUUCUCUUUGUGGAUGAAAUUUCAGCUGACAAACAAUUUUGGGGACAAGAAUUAGUACUUGAGACCCUACCAAGAAAUUUUGUUGAUGAUAUUCUUCUGCUCCACACACCACACCACAGGUUUCGGAUCUGCUGAGUAAAAUUAGGGGUUAGGGUUUCUGUGAAGCUUUUGUGCAAUGGAGGAAGGUGUUGUACCUUUGGGUACAAUCCUCGCAACGUCUGGUUCAACCGAUUGCUUCAUGGAUUUGGACUACAUGGAUGAGCUCUUAUUGGAAGGCUGUUGGCUGGAGGCUAACGGCUCCGAUUUCUCCGCCGCCGUCUCGCCGUUCGAUCCGGCAGCGGUCUUCCCCGGCUGGCCGUCCUCCAUUCUCGAAUCCAACAGCGGAGAAUUCAUCGGAAAUGGUAGCGAUAGUCCCGAAAAGGACGACAGGCAGCAGAGAUCGUCGAUCGAUGCCGCCUCGCCGGGUCGGCCGGAGCAGCCCCUCUUCGACGGCGGCGAUCACAGCAGCCGGCGGUGGUGGAUUGGGCCGGAGGCGUCGAUUUCCGUCGUCGAUCGAUUGAUCCAAGCUUUAGGUUACAUCAAGGAUUGCACAAGAGAUAAGGAUGCUUUGAUUCAGGUUUGGGUUCCGGUGACGCGCGAGGGGAAGCGAGUGCUGACGACGAGCAACCAGCCAUUUUCGCUCGACCUUAAUUGCCCGAGGCUCCGGCAUUACAGGGAGAUUUCGGUAAAUUACCACUUUCCGGCAGAGGAGGAUUCGACGGAGGGCGUCGGGUUACCGGGACGGGUAUUUGCUAGCAAGGUCCCGGAGUGGACUCCCGACGUCCGAUUCUUUACGAGAGACGAGUAUCCUCGCGUUCGCCACGCUCAGCAGGUCGAUGUUCGGGGGACUCUCGCCGUGCCGAUUCUCGAACAGGGCAGCCGUAAUUGCUUGGGCGUCGUCGAGGUUGUCUUGACAACGCAGAAAGUGCAAUAUCGCCCCGAGCUCGAGACCGUCUGCCGAGCUCUCGAGGCUGUUGAUCUGAGAACUGCGGAAAUUUCGGGUUCCCGGAAUGUUAAGAUGUGCGACUUGUCAUACCAAGCGGCAUUGCCGGAGAUUCUAGAAGUUUUGCGAGCGGCGUCGACGAGCCACCGGUUGCCGCUGGCGCAGACGUGGGUCUCGUGCGUAUUACAAGGCAAAGAUGGCUGCCGCCACUCGGAGGAGAAUCUGCAGAACUGCGUUUCUCCGGUCGCCGCGGCGUGCUACAUCGGCGACGCCCGAAUUCAGGGAUUCCACGAAGCGUGUUCCGAUUAUCAUCUAUUGAAAGAUCAGGGCAUCGUGGGUCGAGCGUUUCGGACGAACCAGCCGUGCUUCUCGCCAGACGUCACCGCUUGCAGCCGGACUGAGUACCCGCUUUCGCACUACGCCCGGAUGUUCAGUCUUAAAUCCGCCGUCGCCAUACGGCUCCGCAGCGUCUGCACCGGCUCGUCGGAUUUCGUCCUCGAGCUGUUCUUGCCGACUGACUGCGUUUCUCCCGACGAACAGAAGAAGAUGCUAACCUCGUUGUCCGCCGUCAUACAGAAUGUCUGCCGUACACUACGAGUCGUCACCGACAAAGAGGUGCUGGAAGAAUCUGCCGUUCCGGAAAAUUCUAUUACUCAGGAAGCUCCCGUUUCCGCAGCCGCAGCGGGUUCGAGCCGUUAUAACGGAUGGAUGAAUUAUUCGGAAACCGGAGCUGCAGUGAAGCCGCGCUCUGAAGUCCGGGGAGACCUGACGUUUGGUACGGAUUUGUCGAUGUCUGGAGACGGCAGUUCACUCUACACGAACAAAGCUGGCGAGAAACGACGCGUUAAAUCGGAUAAGGUUAUUACAUUGCAGGUUCUGCGACAGCACUUCGCCGGCAGCCUGAAAGAUGCCGCGAAGAAGCUCGGAGUUUGCCCGACGACGUUGAAGAGGAUAUGCCGGCAGCACGGGGUGCAGCGUUGGCCGUCGAGAAAGAUCAAGAAAGUCGGCCACUCAUUGCAGAAAAUCCAGCGCGUGAUUGACUCCGUCCACGGCACCUCCGGUGUUCUGCAGUUCGACUCGUUCUAUUCCAACUUCCCGGAACUUGCCACGUCCCCGAAUGCAUCGAGGACUUCAAAGAAUCAGAAAUCGGUGGACGUAACACCGCCGGAGAUCUCAGUUUUGAAGCCCCCGGCCGCAGCCACCGCUGCAGCGUCGACGUCGCCGUCGUCUUCUUGUAGUCAGAGCUCUGGCUCAAGCCAAUGUUGCUCGAGCGGGGCACAGCCGCCGCCGUCUAGCUCAUUCAGCGUUGUCGAUAAUCCAACGGCGGACAAUGGAAAAUUCUCAGAGACGAUGCUGAAGAGGGCGAGGACAGACGCAAAUUUUGUGACGGAAAAUGAAAGUUUCAAACCCCUUCCGAGUUCGAAGAGCCAUUUGUCGAUGUCGUCUUCGCCGGAGAAGCCAUCGGAAGAUCACACGGUAGGCGAGAGACCAGUCGACCCAAAUGCGUUGCCGUUGCCGAGGAUCAAAGUGACGUGCGGCGAGGACAACAUUAGGUUCCGGAUGAAGAGCGAAUGGCGGUACAAGGAUUUGUUGAAUGAGAUCUCAAGGCGGUUCGGGGUGGGCGGUGAUCCGGCGAGGUUUCAUCUCAAGUAUUUGGACGAUGACGCCGAGUGGGUGCUGUUGACGUGCGACGCAGACCUCGAUGAAUGUUUGGAUGUGUGUCGGGUGUCGCGGAGCGCGACGAUCAAGCUCUGGUUUAUUCCCGAUUCUUCGAUGCCGUCUUCUGGUGGUUCCAGAGUUGCCGGUGCCGGCGGGCGGAUUCCUCUAUCUUUGUAGGUGUGGAUCGACGGGUGAACAAUCCUAAUGUUGUUCUUUGUGAAUAAAAGGUGGUACGUUGGCGAGGAUUGGUUAUUGGGUGGUAUAGGCAGAGUCGUUGUUGAGACGCGAAGGUGGUUUUUUUAGCGUCGACAGUUGGAAUUGUAUAACACUGUAUGGAUGGAAUUGGAGACAAUAGUGUAUUAUUUGUGGGCGUUAGCUUCUUGGUUGUCAAUUUUUAGUGUUUUUCUACCUAUUGUAUUGGUGGACGUUAGCAUGAGUGUAUUUAACAAAUUUUCUUCUA